UGCAGUUCUUUGGAAAAAAGAUUAUCAGGUAUAACCGGCUCUGAGGUUAAGUGACUCUUAAUAUGAGACCGUAGGAACUAAGACGGACGUAUUUUUUUGUUAAAGGUGUGAAAAUGAAUUUUGUAAACAACGUGAUCAUAUUUUAUUUAUGCGCUGUGAUUGUGACAAAUGUGCAAACCAAAGGAAUAAAAUUGACAAAAAGACAAACUGAUGAUAGAUGGUCAUGGGGCUAUGAAGAGGUGCCUGGAUCUACAAAUAAAGAUGUAAACCCAAGACCAACCAUUGACAUUGCAACUGUAAGACAACAAACAACAACUGAAGUAACAACAACAACAACAAAUAAACCUACAACCUCAAAGCCGCAGCGAAAUACCACACCUGCUUUCUGUUCUUCGUCUUAUGAACCACCAGGAAAACCUGACUAUAACGUGCCAGGAAGAAGAAUUAGCGAAGCAAAAUGUUACGAGUACGUGUGGGAACUGAAAAAUCGCAAGCAAGAAAAAGAUCAACAAGUUAUAUGUAAAAAGUAUAAGAAAAAGUGGAGUCACGGCGGCGGCAGUCACGGAGUAGGAGGCCGCGCGACGAAAUCCGGAGAAUUCCCACACAUGGGUGCAUUAGGAUGGAAAGCAGUGAUAGGCACCUGGGUAUUCAAAUGUGGCAGUACCCUCAUCAGUGACAAGUUUGUGCUGACAGCUGCACAUUGCACUAAAGCAUCUCCUAGAGAUCCCACUAUUGCAGAUUUGGUCCCGAAAAUUGUACGGAUCGGUGACAAGAAUAUCAUCGAUAAAGUGUCUUAUAAAAGUCCAAAAAAAGACGCCAACAUCGCCAGAAUAAUAGUACACCCUCAAUACACAGCACCUAUCCAAUACUACGAUAUUGCUCUAAUAGAACUAGACGAAAAGCUAAAGUUCUCAAAAUUCGUCCAGCCUGCUUGCCUUUGGAGCAAAUUAUCCACAAGCGAAUUGGGAAAACAAGCCACUGGGACUGGUUGGGGAGUGAUAGAAUCUGGUUCUCUUGAUAUCUCUCCGGAGCUGCAAGCGGUAACAGUCGAUGUAUUAGAAACUAGUCUAUGUGAUCAGCUGUUGAAAGAUUAUCACAAUAGAAACUGGAAAGGGUUCAUGGAUCAUCAGCUCUGCGCAGGAGUGCUGGCUGGAGGAAUAGACCCUUGUCAGGGUGACUCCGGUGGUCCCCUUCAAAUGAAGAUGCCGCUGCCAAAAGAUGUAACAGACUCAGAAGGGUCCAUGAGUUUUGUCAUUGGCGUAAUAUCUUUUGGAGUAGGCUGCGCGCACCCCAACUUGCCUGGAGUUUAUACUAGGGUGUCCAGCUUUAUCGACUGGGUUGAAGAUAAUGUUUGGAAAAAUGAGAAUCAGUUUAGCGAAAAUUUUUUUUUAGUAAUUUUUACGUGCACCGUGAUAAUAUCCAAUGUACAACCAAAAGGAAUAAAGUUGAUAAAGAGACAAACUGAAGACAGAUGGUCAUGGGGAUAUUUGAAUCAGUCGCAAAAUACAACAACAGAAAACCCAACAACUAUAGAUGACCAAGAAAUUACUACACCUAAAUUCUGUUCUCCUACAUAUAAGUAUAAACCACCAGAAAAACCAGAUUUUAAGACGCCAGAAACGAGGAUAAGUGAAGCAAAAUGUAUGGAAUACGUUUGGGAAUUAAAGCAACGCAAACAAGUAAUCGAUGACCUUAUAAUAUGUGCACGGUAUACAAAAAUAUCGGAGAAUCAGCAAAUAUCUGGUCGUCCCGGCGCGGUAGGAGGUCAUGCGACUCUGCUAGGAGAAUUUCCCCAUAUGGGUGCCAUAGGAUGGAAAGCCGUGGUCGGUACAUGGGUGUUCAAAUGCGGCAGUUCCCUCAUCAGCGAAAAAUUUAUGCUUACUGCUGCCCACUGUACAAAAGCCUCUACAAGCGAUACCACUAUUUCGGAUGUUGUCCCGAAAAUUGUUCGGAUUGGCGACAAAAAUAUAAUUGAUCUAAAUACUAUUGAUAGUCCACCAAGAAUAGACGCAAUGAUCACAAGAAUAAUAGUACACCCUCAAUACAAACCACCGAAGAAAUACUUCGAUAUUGCCCUUAUAGAACUGGACCAUGCAGUAACAUUCUCAAAAUAUGUUCAGCCUGCUUGCCUUUGGAACAAGCCAUCUACCACUGAACUAGGAACACAGGCGGUUGGAACUGGUUGGGGAGUGAUAGAGUCUGGUUCCCUCGAAAUUUCACCAGAGCUCCAAGAAAUAACAGUCGAUAUAUUAGAAAAUGACUUUUGUGAUCAACUACUCAUGAACAACCAAAACAGAAACUGGCGUGGGUUCAUGGACCACCAACUAUGCGCAGGAGUACUGGCCGGUGGAGUGGAUUCCUGUCAGGGUGACUCGGGUGGUCCUCUGCAAAUAAAAAUGCCGCUACCAAAAGACCUCACUGAUGUAGAGGGAACUAUGAGUUACGUCAUCGGCAUAAUAUCGUUCGGAAUUGGUUGUGCACAUCCAAAUCUACCAGGGAUUUAUACGAGAGUGUCUAGUUUUAUUGAUUGGAUUGAAGAGAAUGUUUGGUCAAAUGAAUAAAAGUAUUUAAAAGUUCAA
Molecule: messenger RNA, 2579 nt
Organism: Plodia interpunctella (Indianmeal moth)
Lineage: Eukaryota; Metazoa; Arthropoda; Insecta; Lepidoptera; Pyralidae
Exons: 20
Coding region: 114-2561 (815 amino acids)
Biological process (GO): proteolysis
Molecular function (GO): serine-type endopeptidase activity
Source: RefSeq, a predicted model, not a curated record